Cladocopium goreaui is the source of this 2422-nucleotide messenger RNA. Lineage: Eukaryota; Dinophyceae; Suessiales; Symbiodiniaceae. The record is from the annotation of a GenBank genome assembly.
GGAGGGCAAAGCCAUGGAAUUGGGCGAGCCAGGUGAGCCAGGUGAGCCAGGUCCUGACCCACCAGGUCUGCGCAUAAAUUCCAAGGGUUCUCGAUACUCUCGAGAUUCUUCUGGCAGCUGGGACAGCGGAGUCAGUGUAGAGACGAGCAAUGCCAGCAACCCGUCCAAUCUGUCGAGCCCCUCCAAGCGAAAGAAGCAGUUCUUCAAGUCCUGCACAGCCACCCGGGACUUCGACACAAUCGAGCUCCAUCCAACAAGUGGAAGAAUCAUACGAGUGCUCACGAAUUGUUUGAAUUCUACUUGGCUGGACGUUUUCUCUGGAACAGUCGUCUUGGCGGACAUGGUUCUGACAUGUGUGGAUAUUGAUAUGCGUGCUGCCGGAGUCGCGGAUCCAACCUGGGCUUUCUUGGCAUGCCAAGGUUGUUUAGUUUUCUACACAUCAGAAGCAGCGGCCGAAUUGAUCGUGCGCGGGCCGCGUGUGGUCUUCCGCUCCUUGGAUUGGCUCCUUGACAUGGGCAUCAUCUCAGCAUCUCUCGUCGAGCUAUUUUUUCUGCUGUCCGGGAGUGCCGUGGAGGAAGUUCGCAUCCUGAAAUUGCUGAGAAUUUGUCGGGUGAUGCGCCUGAUACGCUUCAUUCGCAAAGCUCCAUCCUUGCGAGAGCUACGCAAACUCAUGAUGAUGUUUGCAAGUGUGAUUCGAACUUUAGCCUGGUCUUUUCUCUUUUGCUUCAUUGCGAUGACUCUUUGGUCGAUGAUUUCUGUGGAAUUGAUACAUCCUGUAGUUCAAGAGUUGGCAGCACAGGGCACUUGGAAUGAUUGUGGCACCUGUUCAGAUUCAUUUGCAACGAUUAUGCAGUCCAAUUUGACGUUUCUGAAGACUUUGUUGGCUGGAGAUAGCUGGGGGCAAAUUGCAGUCCCUGUCAUGACAAAGCAACCUCUUACUGUGAUCAUUUUUGUUGGAGCGCUGGUAUCCAUCGUCUAUGGCAUUUUGAAUCUGAUCGUUGCGGUCAUCGUCGAUGCUGCAGUUGAGCAGCGGGAGAAGGAUAUAACGACACUGGCAGCUGAUUUGGAUUAUGAACUGGAAGAAGACCUAAAACUCUUGGGACGAGUAUUCCAACAGGUGGACCUCAAUGCAGAUGGUGAACUCUCCCUGCAUGAACUCGUCACCGGGGCAGAAAAUGUGCCGGAGUUUCAAAGCCGACUGCGGGUGAUGGACAUUGAUGCUGCAGAACUUGAACAGCUUUUCCACAUACUGGAUGAAGAUGGUGGUGGCAGCAUUAGCAAAGACGAGUUUAAAUUUGCAUUGAGUCGCUGGAUGAGGGAAAGUAAAACAGCCAAUCACUUCGUCAAGUACAUGGUGAGCAAUCUCUCCGUGAACCAAAGCCAGCUGCAGGAUCAAGUCAGGCAAAUCAGCAGGGCAGUCGCCACAUUGGCAGCUGACACUUCAACUUUGCGGAGAGUGGAAGAGUCUAUCCCCAGCAAGCUCACAAAGACCAAAAGCUCAAAGAGUCUGGACGCUGCAACUGCUCAGACGUUGCAAGUUGUCACAGUCGCUGGUCCUCCCAGUCCUGAGAACGCGUCGCAACUGCCCACAUUGCUUCAGAGACUUGACGACGGCCAUGGCAUGGAAGUGCAAGCAAUGCCAGAUGAAACCAGACCUUCGAUGAGUGCAAUUUUGCAGUUGCUGCAGGAUGCUGAUGCGCUACUGCUAAAGAAGAAGCGUUUGACAGCAGCUGCCAGUGAAGUCGAUCGCUCGCUGAAGACAACUCUUGACAAAGCGUCCGUGGCAAUGCAGCGCUGGACGUUGUUGCAGCCAGGCGCAAGCGAUGGACAGACCCGUGGUGAGGUCAGGCCAACGCACCCGCCUGCAGCACAGCCGAGAAAGCACACUCCAGUGAUAUGCCCCAUUUAGUGAUUGAGAUACAGAUAGACGAAGUAGAUGGAAAAAGUAUGAGAGGGCAUGAUAGACUUGAAGAAGAGCUGCUAAACUGAAAGCAAGGGCGCUUCAAUCACUGAACAGCAUGUUGAUGCCUUUUGCAAAGCAAAGUGCAUUCCUGGUGGAUUGCUCUAAGAAGAGUCAAGAAGGCCAAGCCAUGCGUUCGAACAUAUUCUGGGUGUUGUAAGAUGUUGUAGAUUGAGAUGAUCAAGCACAAUGGCUUGGUCAACACCAGCAAAGCUCAGAUGCGCGUUUUCUCUCUCUCUCUCACAAUUUGCAUCAAGUUGCUACAGUUGCAUGACAUGAUACAUUUUACCCUUGCAGAGGUUUAGAGCAUCCUGAAUGAAAGCAAGGGUCGCAGUUGAAUGCAUUCAAACUGCUUUAAUUUGGCUUUCCAGAAUGUGUACAGUUGCAAGCAGCUUUUAUGUCAGCCCAGUGUGAUGGUUUGCGUCCUAUUCGGAGCGCAACAAACAAAAGCUUGAGACGAGG